GGAAGCUGAAGGCUGCUGCCCGGUGGUCGGCUGAACGGCUCUAGCCCAGCUCUGAGACGGCUGAGUCACUGCCGCCCGGCCGGGACCGGAAAAGACUAGCGCCGCCGCCGCCGCGGCCGCUCUCGAACUCCCGGGCUCCCGGGCUCUCGGGGUCCCGGGCCUUUGCACCUGUCUUUUCCAGCGGGGCACAAAGCCUUUUGCUGUCGCCGUGGCGACUGGCGACCUAGCGAAGACCUCCUUUACUUUUAAUCCCCCUCAUUUUCCAGUCCAUUCUCUGCUUAUUUUCUGGUCAGUCCGUGACCCUCUAGGCGGGCUCGGACCGGCGAUCGAUUUGCCGCCCUCAGGGCGCUGGGCGGCCGGCUGCCUCCGAGGCUGGGGCGGACUCCGCGGUCUCCAUGGUAACGGCCUUGCCGGCGUCUGCGCCUAGGUGGGAAGAUGCGGCCUGCCCUGCCCGCCGCCUCGCCCCCGGCCUUACGGUGGGACCCCUGGCACUGAGGACGAAGGUCCCAGGCGCCGGCCCGCGGGGCAACGGGCACUAGGUGAGAGCCGGACGCCAGGGAGCGAAGGAGGCGGGUGCCGGGCGACUCCAGCGGCCACCCCUGCCCCUCCCCCGCACCCACGAACACGCUCGCCCGAAAUAUUGCAGAGGCUUCUCCGGUCGCCACUGCGCCAGUUUUUGUGUGUUUGUUUGUUGUGUUUUCCCUGGCAAACAGCUGGAGAAAGAGCAGCUCAUGGAGAGGCUGAGAGAAGCGGUUUUCGAGUCCUACCCAAAUUGGGAGAGUAACCUUCAGCAGCUGGACUCACCUACUGGUUUUCCUUCAUUUUCAGUGAAAUCCCAUUCUCUGACUGGAGACACAGAUGGCCUCAAAUGAGAGAGAUGCUAUAUCGUGGUACCAAAAGAAGAUUGGAGCCUACGAUCAGCAGAUAUGGGAAAAGUCAAUCGAACAGACUCAGAUUAAGAAGACGGGAUUGAAGCUUGCUCUCUGGAGAGGCUGAGCCAGAGAAGUUCUGGAUUCUGGAAGACCAAAAACAAAUCAGAGUCUGGGUUUGAAAAACAAACCAAAAAAGAUGGGCCACAUAAAGCCAGACUUGAUUGACGUUGACUUGAUCAGAGGGUCAACAUUUGCCAAAGCAAAACCUGAAAUUCCAUGGACAUCUCUGACUCGGAAGGGGCUUGUUCGAGUUGUAUUUUUUCCAUUGUUCAGCAAUUGGUGGAUUCAGGUUACCUCUUUAAGAAUCUUUGUUUGGCUGUUACUACUUUAUUUCAUGCAAGUUAUAGCAAUUGUCUUAUAUUUGAUGAUGCCUAUUGUGAACAUAAGUGAAGUACUUGGACCCUUGUGCCUUAUGCUACUCAUGGGAACUGUCCACUGUCAAAUUGUGUCUACUCAGUUAACAAGACCAUCAGGAAACAAUGGAAAUCGAAGAAGAAGAAAAUUGCGAAAAACUGUAAAUGGUGAUGGGAGCCGAGAAAAUGGAAAUAACACCUCUGAUAAAGUCAGAGGAAUAGAAACUUUGGAAUCUGUACCCAUUAUUGGUGGUUUUUGGGAGACUGUCUUUGGCAACAGGAUUAAAAGAGUAAAAUUAAUAUCUAACAAAGGGACUGAAACUGACAAUGACCCAAGUUGUGUCCGUCCUAUCAUUAAGAAGAGACAAUGUCGACCAGAGAUUAGAAUGUGGCAAACAAGAGAGAAAGCAAAAUUUUCAGAUGGAGAAAAGUGCCAUAGGGAGGCUUUUAGGCGUUUGGGUAAUGGGGUGUCUGAUGACCUGUCAAGUGAGGAAGAUGGUGAAGCACGGACACAGAUGAUAUUACUGCGUAGGAGUGUGGAAGGGGCCUCAAGUGACAAUGGUUGUGAAGUUAAGAAUAGAAAAUCAAUACUUUCAAGGCACCUAAACUCUCAGGUAAAGAAAACCACUACAAGGUGGUGUCAUAUUGUGCGGGAUUCAGAUAGUCUGGCUGAAUCAGAAUUUGAAUCAGCAGCCUUUAGCCAGGGCUCUAGAUCUGGUGUGAGUGGUGGCUCUCGAAGCCUCAACAUGUCAAGAAGAGACUCAGAAAGCACCCGCCAUGACUCGGAGACUGAGGAUAUGUUAUGGGACGACCUGCUGCAUGGCCCAGAGUGCCGGUCAUCUGUCACCAGUGACAGUGAGGGGGUUCAUGUGAAUACCCUUCACUCAGGGACCAAACGUGACCCCAAAGAGGAUGUAUUUCAGCAGAAUCAUUUAUUCUGGCUUCAGAAUUCAAGUCCUUCCUCUGAUCGAGUUAGUGCAAUAAUCUGGGAGGGGAAUGAGUGCAAAAAGAUGGAUAUGUCUGUGUUGGAAAUAAGUGGCAUCAUCAUGAGCAGGGUCAAUGCCUAUCAGCAAGGAGUAGGUUAUCAGAUGCUGGGAAAUGUUGUCACUAUUGGAUUAGCAUUUUUUCCAUUCUUACAUCGACUUUUCCGUGAGAAGAGCCUUGACCAGUUAAAGUCCAUUUCAGCUGAGGAGAUCUUGACUCUCUUUUGUGGGGCACCACCUGUUACACCUAUUAUUGUUUUGUCCAUAAUUAAUUUUUUUGAAAGAUUAUGUCUUACUUGGAUGUUUUUUUUCAUGAUGUGUGUGGCAGAGAGAACAUAUAAACAGAGAUUUUUAUUUGCAAAACUCUUCAGCCAUAUUACUUCUGCCAGGAAAGCUAGGAAAUAUGAAAUACCUCAUUUCAGACUUAAGAAGGUGGAGAAUAUUAAAAUAUGGUUAUCACUGCGUUCCUAUCUAAAGAGACGGGGGCCACAGCGUUCAGUUGAUGUGGUUGUAUCCUCAGUCUUCCUACUGACGCUUUCGAUUGCUUUCAUUUGUUGUGCUCAGGUUCUCCAAGGACACAAAACAUUCCUGAAUGAUGCUUAUAACUGGGAGUUUUUGAUCUGGGAAACAGCUUUACUACUUUUCUUAUUGCGUCUGGCCUCAUUGGGGUCUGAAACCAAUAAGAAAUACAGCAAUGUUUCGAUAUUACUUACAGAACAGAUUAAUUUGUAUCUUAAGAUGGAAAAAAAGCCAAAUAAGAAAGAACAGCUUACUCUAGUAAACAAUGUAUUAAAGCUGUCCACCAAGUUGUUGAAAGAGCUAGACACACCAUUUAGACUCUAUGGACUGACAAUGAAUCCCUUAAUCUACAAUAUCACAAGAGUAGUUAUCCUUUCUGCUGUCUCAGGUGUUAUAAGUGAUCUUCUAGGAUUUAAUAUAAGACUGUGGAAAAUUAAAUCAUAAGCUGAGUUAAAUGCCUGGACUCUCCCCUGACUGGUAUCAAAACUUACCUAUCAAGGAAAGAGAUGACUGCAGAAACCAGUGAGAUACCCACCUGCUUGUUCACAUGCACAGGUGCUCUCAGCUCUGCCAAAGCGAAUGAAUGGUGUUUCCAGAGGAACAAGUCCUUUUCCAAGUGGGCGUGCAUGCUAAAAACCUGUAUUUUCAUGCUUUUCAAGCAACAUGAAUAGUCAGCCGACUAAAGACACUGUGUUUUGGUAACACAAGGAUAAUUUUGUAAGUUAGUAAAUUUAUUAUGUGCACUUCUGUACUGUGACAAUUACGUUUACUGGCCAUAGUCUUUUGGGCAACUAUGGUAGAUGCCCAAAGCAUGAAGCAAAUAUCUUUUAUUGGAAAUAUGCAAAUUCAAUAUUUUUACAUUGUAGUCUAUAGAAUUGGAGAUUUCAUUUCUCUGUCAAAGAGAGAUCAAACUAUUUUAGGUUAAAUCCAAAUAAAAGAACUUUACUGGAGACUUUCAGUUUCUAGGUUUUCUUUGUUGUUGAAGGAAGAAAAAUAAACUGUGAGUUUUUGUU
Molecule: messenger RNA, 3800 nt
Organism: Rhinopithecus roxellana (golden snub-nosed monkey)
Lineage: Eukaryota; Metazoa; Chordata; Mammalia; Primates; Cercopithecidae
Gene: PHTF1
Product: putative homeodomain transcription factor 1
Exons: 19
Coding region: 1069-3231 (720 amino acids)
Cellular component (GO): endoplasmic reticulum
Source: RefSeq, a predicted model, not a curated record